Diaporthe citri is the source of this 2310-nucleotide messenger RNA. RefSeq lists its product as uncharacterized. The record is from RefSeq and is a predicted model, not a curated record. NCBI's taxonomy places the organism in Eukaryota, Fungi, Ascomycota, Sordariomycetes, Diaporthales, Diaporthaceae. The transcript has 9 exons. Gene Ontology annotation, biological process: secondary metabolite biosynthetic process. Gene Ontology annotation, molecular function: monooxygenase activity; FAD binding. Bases 1 to 2310 code for a protein of 769 amino acids.
AUGAGAUAUCUCUCUGCAGCCACCGUUCUGGCGCUUGCCGCCCAAGCCAGUGCCCAAGAUUUGGUCGCAGCCCUGCAGGCGGACCCCGACCUGAGCACCCUCCUGGGCGCCAUCUCUGCGGUCCCAGGCCUUGCGGACCAGCUCGACGCCGCCGAAGGCAUCACGAUAUUUGCUCCAGUCAACGCUGCCUUCGAGGCUGUCGACCCGGCCAGUGCUGCCGGGCAGGCAAUCGGGAACAACGACGUGGAUGGCAUCGCCUCGGUGCUGUCAUACCAUGUGGUCCCGCAGACAAUCCCUAGCUCUGCCAUCACGGCUACGCCUCAGUUCGUGCCAACUCUCCUCACCCCUGAGAAUGUGAUUGGCGGUGCUGCAGCGACACUCGUCACCCCUGCUCAGAACCUGGGUGCCCAACUCAACGGGUCGAGUGUCAUCCUCCGCUCUGGAAACCUCGCGACAUCAACCGUGACCCAAGCUGAUGUUGUCGUUGGAGGGGCAACAAUCCACAAGAUUGACUCGGUUCUCACCAUCCCAACAAACGCCUCGACCACCGCUACUGCUGCAGGGCUAACCGGCAUUGUGGGUGCUCUCACAAGCGCGGGUUUGGUCGAAACCAUCGAUUCUGAGCCCGAUAUCACCGUCUUCAUCCCUUCCAACGAGGCCUUUGAAGCCAUCGCCGAUACCGUAGCCGGCCUGACCACGGAGCAGCUCCAGCAAGUGCUCCUCAAGCAUAUUGUUCAGGGUGCGGUGAUAUACUCUCCCAGUAUUCCUGCUGGCGAGACAGUUGUUGAGAGCGCUCUCGGCGAGCACCUUACUAUCACCAACAAGGAUGGCGCAAUCACUGUCAACGACGCGACGGUGAUCUCAGCUGACAUCCUCUUGUCGAACGGGGUCGGACACUUGAUCGACAGCGUCCUCAUUCCAAAUGACCUGAGCUCCGGCAGGGGACCCACCGGCAUCAAGGUGAUCGUUAUUGGGGCCGGUCUUGGCGGGUGUGCCGCGGCACUCGCCAUGAAGCAUCACGGGCACGAUGUAGUCGUGUAUGAGAAGCUCGCAAACUUCCGCCGGUUAGGCGACUCCCUGGGCCUGGGCGAGAACGCACUCAAACUGCUACGACGCUGGGGCGGCGAUGCCUUGUAUCACUCGCUCACGUCCAUUGGAAAUCAAUCGCCGGAUAUGCAGAUUCGCAGGUGGCACGAUGGGAAGAUCCUGGCCCAGCAGCCGUUGAUGGACAUGGCUGGGCACAUAGGCCACCGUGGGGAUUACCACGAAGCUUUCUUGCGUGGCGUGCGCGAUGCCGGCAUAGAGAUCAAAAUGGGAUACGAGGUUGUUGGAUUUGGUGAGGGCGACGAUGAGGAUUCCAGACCAAGCGUUGCCUUCCAGGAUGGGACAGUGGUCAGAGCUGAUGUUGUUGUCGGCGCGGAUGGGAUCAAGAGCCGCGCACGAGAGCUUGUCCUAGGGUUUACAGACGCCCCGAAAAGCAGCGGGUACUCGUGUUGGAGGGCAUAUUUCCCUGACAUGGAGAUCAAAGAGUCUUGGUUCCAGGAAGGAGACAUGGCCGACGUGCGAGAGCAUAUCCAGGGCUUGGAUCCCAGGAUCGCCGCGGCAGUCGAGAAAACACCCGCGCUCUUGGACUGGAAGAUCUGCUAUCGAGAUCCAUUGCCAACCUGGAUUUCCAAACAGCACAAUAUUGCCCUCCUCGGUGACAGCUGCCAUCCACAUCUUCCCACCAGUGCGCAGGGUGCGAGUCAAGCAACAGAAGGCGCUGCGGUCCUGGCAGUGUGUUUAAAGCUGGCGGGACGCGAUCAGAUUCCACUAGCCACGAGGUCCUACGAGAAAAUCAGGUUCGCUCGGACCAGACAGAGUCAGACUGCGGGAGAGGACCUUCGUGAUCGAUGGCACAACGCUCUUAAAGGGUUAGAAGAGGGAGUAGAGAUCGACCCGGAGUCGGUAAAGAUGCGCAAUAGAUGGUUAUACGCUUAUGAUGCUGAGGAAGACACUGUGGCCCGGUGGGAAGAGGUGUCGUCCAGGGUUGCAGAGGAAUUGAGGUCGGGCAAGAUCGAACCACUUUGCACCGUUCUACCAAAGACUGCGACCCAGCCCUACCUGCCAAAAAUCACUUCGGCGUCGUCCCUUGUCACUCGUAUACUAGAUCCGAACACCACCACGACCCCUCCAGUCGACAGCACAGAUGCCAAUACCCAGACGAUGACAACCAUCACCAGGAGCGACGGCCGUAUCCAAACCCUGCCCAUCCCGUACCCCAUGCCAACCAUCAUUGACCCUGGCCCUCCAGAAGAUAAAGGUCACUAG